UUAACAUUUUACACAAAUCUUUUCUUUUUGUCAAGGAUUUUUAAUUUUAACUUUAACUCACAAUUUUUUCUAAAUUUUAUUUUUUAUAUGAGUACAAACAACAAUAAAAAUAAAAAUCAAGAAUUUAAUACUCAAGGAAACUUUAGUCGGAAUAUUCCAGAAAUUCAUUCCCCCCAACCAACUUCUCCAUUAAUUACAUUACCUGGGGCAGCAAAAAGAAAAUCUUCGGGAGGAAUUUCGAAUAAAAUGGAAAAUUUUUGUUUUGUUGAUUAUGAAGAGGAGGAGGGGGAGGGUGAUGGACCUAAACCAAAACAAAAACGUUAUGAAGAUAAAAUGAGUGCAAAAUUAGAUAAUAUACAUUUAAUUGAAGAUUUUGGACAACAAAAACAAAAUAAUAAAGGGAAAAGUAAAUCAACAUUUUCUGCUUCUUUGGAACAAAUUAGUCAACCAAAAAUUGUGGAAAUUGUUGAAUGGGAUUCUGAAUUACUUGAUGAAGAAGCUUCUUUGCCUAUUAUUGAAGAACCUAACGAAGAAAAAAAUUUGGAAUUGAAGAAAGAAACAGAAGAAAAAGAAGACAAUUACAAUUCUGAAGAGGAUGACGAUGAUUUAGAAAAUGAAGAUGAAGAUCAGAAAAUUAUUCUUAGCGAAAAACUUCGUCAAUUUAUUUAUGAGGGAAAUGAAAAGGAUUUUGCUCUUUUACCAAAGCCAAAAUCUAAAAUUAUUGGAAAUGAAUUAAUUUUAUUUGUCCAACCUUCUAUUUCUUCUCUUUUAUUCAAAAAUUCAUCAAAACCACAAAUUGAAGAAAUUAAUAUUGGACAAAAUAAUAAUAUUGUUGAAAUGGGAGAAGAAGUAGAAGAGAAUUUUUUGGAUUUAAAAUCAUCAAUCCAAAGCAAAGAAAAUUGUUUAAAGGAAGGAAGAGAUGAUAAUUUUGAAGAAAUGGAUAUUGGUUGA
This is a messenger RNA of Meloidogyne enterolobii, 951 nucleotides long. The record is from the annotation of a GenBank genome assembly. Lineage: Eukaryota; Metazoa; Nematoda; Chromadorea; Rhabditida; Meloidogynidae.